Messenger RNA from Setaria italica (foxtail millet), 735 nucleotides. RefSeq lists its product as uncharacterized. The transcript is spliced from 2 exons. The record is from RefSeq and is a predicted model, not a curated record. Lineage: Eukaryota; Viridiplantae; Streptophyta; Magnoliopsida; Poales; Poaceae. The coding region runs from base 121 to 519 and encodes 132 amino acids.
CCGCGCGCGCGAACGCGAAUCUCUUUCUCCUCUCUCCGGCCUCCAGCUCUCCAAGGCUAAUAGGCGGCGCGCGGCUACCGUCCGGUCCACGCUGACGCGCGUCUCCGUCCGUGUCCGCCGAUGGCCGGCACCACCGUGUGCUCCAUGUGUGGCGACGUCGGCUUCGCCGACAAGCUCUUCCGCUGCGCCCGCUGCCGCCGCCGCUUCCAGCACUCCUACUGCACCAACUACUACGGCGACGCGGCCCCGGCGGAGGCGGGCGCGGGCGUCUGCGACUGGUGCCUCAGCGACGACGUCGGCGGCAGCGGCGGGAAGAAGCGGCCGUACAACUCCUCGGCAGCGUCGGGCUGCAGCAAGCAGCAGCAGGCGGCGGCAGCGGCGCAAGGCAGGAGCGAGCAGCAGGCGUUCCCGACCAUCAGCGGGUGCGGCAAGGGCGCGGGAAAGGUCACCGGCGGCGAGCUUGAGGCAGGCGGCCGGAGAGCCCGCAGGUACAAGCUCCUCAAGGACGUGCUCUGCUAGCGAGCUGGCUUUAACUACCUAGCUAGGCGUGCUUCGAUCGUUGCACUACAAAACAGUUGCUCGCUAAUUAGACAGGUGAAACUAGAUUAGCUCGCGAGAUGGUUUGAUCUUUUUUACCAUCCCUUGUACGAUCGAGUGUUUGUGCGUUAUGAUGAGGACUUUGGUUGUGCAUGUGUAUAAGCUAGCCGCUGCCUUUGGCGUUGAGACUUUUCCUCA